Micropterus salmoides (largemouth bass) is the source of this 2941-nucleotide messenger RNA. RefSeq names its product serine/threonine-protein kinase pim-1-like. Gene Ontology annotation, cellular component: cytoplasm. The transcript is spliced from 6 exons. Gene Ontology annotation, biological process: protein autophosphorylation; negative regulation of apoptotic process. The coding region runs from base 376 to 1374 and encodes 332 amino acids. Gene Ontology annotation, molecular function: ATP binding; protein serine/threonine kinase activity. The record is from RefSeq and is a predicted model, not a curated record. Lineage: Eukaryota; Metazoa; Chordata; Actinopteri; Centrarchiformes; Centrarchidae.
UUCCCAAAGCCGCUGUGUGACGGAGGCAUUGCACAGCACACCGACUUCUGUUUAUAUCGUGAAUUUUACUCAACUGUUUACAAAACAUCGCGGGCUUCAGCCGUGGUUUCACGUUAGUUUUUAACGUGAACUCAGAUUUCCAUACGCCGGGACGAAAUUGUUGGCUCUGUUUUCCUGGAUCACAUGCGGCUUUUCUUCUACCCGAAAGAGAGGAUCCCUACUGCAUUUUUGUUCCUGCAACGUGGACCUGAAACCCUACACGAGAGAGAGAGAGACACACAGAGAGACGCGCUAUCGGAAUAAAAUUGCCGUCAUAAACCAAAAAUAAACGAAGAACGCGCACAUCAUCGACCUGUGGUGGAGAUCCUCAAAGGAAUGCUGCUGUCCAAGUUCAAUUCUCUGGCUCACAUCUCCACCGUAGACAUGCCGGCGAAAAUGCAGCACCAAGUUCAUCAAGUGAAGGAGAGGGAGGCUUUCGAGAAGCUCUAUCAGGUCGGCGCGGUGCUGGGCAGCGGCGGGUUCGGCACCGUCUAUUCCGGGACGAGGAUAUCCGACGGAGCUCCGGUCGCUGUCAAACAUGUGGCCAAGGACAGAAUCUCCGACUGGGGCGAGCUGCCCAACGGCUCCCGGGUCCCUAUGGAGAUUGUGCUGUUGAAGAAAGUCGGGACGGGCUUCCGCGGCGUUAUCAAGAUGCUGGACUGGUUUGAGCGGCCGGACAGCUUCAUCAUCGUGAUGGAGAGACCCGAAAACGUCAAGGACCUGUUUGACUUCAUCACGGAGAAAGGUGCCUUACCGGAGGAGCUGGCGCGGAGCUUUUUCCGCCAGGUGCUGGAGGCCGUGCGGCACUGCCACAACUGCGGCGUGGUGCACCGGGACAUUAAAGACGAGAACAUUCUCAUCGACCUGCGCACCGGGGAGAUAAAGCUCAUCGACUUUGGAUCCGGAGCUCUGCUGAAAGAAACCAUUUACACAGACUUUGAUGGCACAAGAGUGUACAGCCCCCCAGAGUGGAUCAAAUAUCAUCGCUAUCAUGGACGCUCUGCCACAGUUUGGUCUCUGGGCAUCUUGCUGUAUGACAUGGUGUGUGGAGACAUCCCUUUUGAACACGAUGAGGAGAUCACAAGAGGGCAGGUCCUCUUCCGGAGGAGAAUCUCCACAGAAUGCCAACAGCUGAUCAAGUGGUGUCUGUCUCUGCGGCCAGCCGACCGUCCAUCCUUCGAGGACAUCAUCAACCACUCGUGGAUGCAGAGCACGUCCUCCUCUGUAAUCCCAUCCACAGUGCAGACAGAGAAGACAACCACAGAGAUCAGGCUGCACAGCAUCAGCCACGAGCCCACAGCCUUCACAUCCACCCCUGUGGCCGUGGCUCGGUGACGGAGGCAAACCGCUCGCUCCUGGCUACAUUGGUCCAAACUGGACUACACUGACACAAGAGACUAUUACAAAAGACUUAUCUAACAGACUUGAAGCAGGGGAGAGGGUGUGGGGGGGCUGCAGUGCACAGGCCGAUGGUCCCAAAACAGGCGAGAGCAAGGUGUAAAGGACUACACGCAGAAGACCGAGGCAAUAACAAAACCAUUAUCCCUUGGUUCAGCCCGGCAGGCCAGACCCUCACAGCCCGAACUACCUGAUUUUCCCAGUCGUUGACCUGCGUCGGUGUCAGAACAUCAUCCUCACUGGACUCUGAUCUCGGCAACGGGUAUUUAGCAGUCUGUAGGAGGGCGUGCUCUGAAUGCACGGACACCUGCAGUCAGAACAUACAGCAAAUGUGCUCGCUGUUCUGCUGAAUGUAAGCGGACAGUCUGAGUUAUGUAACCUCACGCUACACUGUACUCUGCUCUCUCCCUCUAUUCUAUCUGUCACAGUAGAUUGGGAAGAGCAGAGGCGUUGGCAAAGAGGAUUUUCAAAAAGUGCCUUUUGUGAGAUUGUUGGGGGACCCUGAAAAUACUUGAAAUUGUGAGAGCAAAAGGGCUCUCCACGUCGACGGCCAUUUUGCUCCUUACUCUGUACAAGGCUUUACAUUGUUUGUUUCUGUUUGUUUCCUCUCAUGGGCCUAGAUCAGUAAAGCCUAUGCCAUUUACAACCACUACUUCUGCAACUCCAAUGUCAUUAGCAACCAGGCGACCUCGUAGCUCUGGCAGCAACCUGUGCAAACAAAUCAUAAAAAAACAAAAAAAUAGAAUCACUGGACUUACCUCACUCUGUUUACUACAGCAUCCACCUCUACUCUACAACCUCCACUUCCUCUUCUCGUGUUGUACUGUAUACAAACACAAGGCUUAGGCGAACGCUCGUUCACACGAAUGCACACCACAAUGCAAACUUAACCACACUGAAAUACAACACCCUCUGCUCUUCACUUAAUUAUUUUUAUUUUUUUAUAUGUUUAAACAGUGCCUCAUACAGGUCUCAAUUCAUUGGGGACAAGAAUUGUAAAUAAUAAUAAUAUUUAUUAUUGCUGCGACUUCUUUUCAAACUCAGUGAAUGCAGAAUUUAUUUAUUUAUUUAUGAGAGAAUUUCGGCUCUACAAACGUAUUUCAUUCCACAGUCACUGAGGGUCCCACAGAUUAUUUAAAAGCAACAGAUGAAAUGGAUUUCUUUGACCAUAUUUAUGGCUUGAAAUUUUAAAAGAGCAGAUGUGUGUGUUUGUUUGUCUAUAAUGUAAAUAACUUGUACAUAGUCCCAAAAGUACUUCCAUCCUAAUGUAUGUAAAUAUUGAACAUCUACUGAUGGUAACUGGUUUUGUUACGCUGUUGUCUGCUGUGUGAGCAAGUGAGUUCUGAGUGUGUGUGUGAGUGUGAGAGAGAGGGGUGAAAAUGAGAACUCUUCUGGUUUCAUGAAUGUGGCUCGGAUUGUUGUUUUGUCAUUAAUUCAAAUUAGAAUUGUAAAUUAUGUUAGAACCUAUUUUUAUACAAUUUCAAUAAAUAUUUUUUUAAACUGA